Hordeum vulgare subsp. vulgare (domesticated barley) is the source of this 1089-nucleotide messenger RNA. RefSeq lists its product as uncharacterized. Lineage: Eukaryota; Viridiplantae; Streptophyta; Magnoliopsida; Poales; Poaceae. The transcript has a single exon. The coding region runs from base 75 to 755 and encodes 226 amino acids. The record is from RefSeq and is a predicted model, not a curated record.
UUCUCUCCUAGCUAGCUACUACGUACACCACAGCACGUAGUACGUUCUAGCUUCUUCUCCAGCUAAUUGCAGGUAUGGAACAGUCGAAUGUGAGGCUGCCUCAGCUGGCCAAGAUAGCCGCGCUCCUCCUCCUCUUCCUCCUCGUCCCCAUGGUGCCUCCUUCUCUGAGGGCCCCUUAUCUCUACCUCCUCUUCAACGCCCUCGUCGUCGGCCUUGGUGUCCAGGCCGGCAUCAUCUCCGUCUCAAGCCGGAGCAACCUAACAAGCCACCCUGCUGCUGUUGCUGACGCUGCUGCUGCUGUAACUCCUAACCACGAUCACCACCUUGUCACUUCACAGCCGCCGAUGACCAUGGCGGCACCCUUGCCGGGACGACUUAGGGAGGUAAAUCUGCUUGCAGAUCGUGGUGCUGUCAAGAACAUGGUGGGCGUGGCAAAGAAACUGAAGGAGACGAUCAGAAAAGUCCCGUCCAGGGCGAGCAUCUUCUUCAUCGGGAGCGUGGACCCCCGCGACGCCGGCGAGAUCGUGGAUGCGGCGUCGACGCUCCAGGACGAUCAGGCGGAGGAAGGGCGGAAAAGGUGGAAAAUAGACGGCUCCUCCGGGGAUCUCAUGAGCAAGCAGGAGCUUUACGCCAAGGCCGACGCGUUCAUCGGCAACUUCUACAAGCAGCUCAAGAUGCAGAGGGAGCAAUCGUGGAACAAGCUGCAGGACCUGUGCAGCUACCACCACCACAACUACAAGGCCAAGGCCUUCUAGGGUUUCUCGAUCUACGUGCGUAUCUAGAACCUAGAUGCAUGGCUAGCAUCUAUAUAUAUGUACAUGCAGAUACGCUAUGUGUUGGUACGUAGGGUAACUGUGCUGAGCAGUGGAAGGAGCCGAGAGGAACCAACAGAUAUUAUGAUGUUGGUUCCUCAAUUCUUACCUUCAUCCACCCAUUGAUUUGUUUUGGGUUAGAAGGUCAUAGGAGUUCUUUCCCCUGAAGACUGAAGUCAUACACACAAGUUAAUUAUAUCGGUCGUCUAUUUGUAAGUCGCCUGAAUUUCUCUUUCGUGUAACGGUGUAAGUCAUUUUUCUUUUCACUCCGUGCUAC